Messenger RNA from Micropterus dolomieu (smallmouth bass), 2724 nucleotides. RefSeq names its product coxsackievirus and adenovirus receptor homolog. NCBI's taxonomy places the organism in Eukaryota, Metazoa, Chordata, Actinopteri, Centrarchiformes, Centrarchidae. The coding region runs from base 78 to 665 and encodes 195 amino acids. The record is from RefSeq and is a predicted model, not a curated record. The transcript has 3 exons.
CGCUAAACUCCGCCCUUCGUUGCCGAUUCUAACAACAGCAGCAGAAGGGAACAGCUGGCACGACUCUGUCAGCUAAAAUGUCGCUCGUGGUUUUCUUCUGUUUCCUGAUCCUCUCUCUGGUCUCUGCAUCUGAAGAUCAGCGAGAGAUAAAAGUGAAUCCUGGACAGGACGUCUCUCUUCUGUGUCAGGGUCCCAGAAAUGCCUCUGUCAAACUUUCAGAGUGGACCAGACCUGACCUGAAGUCAGACGGUUACGUUUUCUUUUACCGAAACGAGCGGCCGUAUGAAAACUUCCAGCAUGAAUCUUUUCAUGGUCGAGUGGAGCUGAGAGAUCCAGAGCUGAAGGACGGAGACGCUUCUGUUGUCCUGAAGAACGUCACCUUCAACGACACUGGAACAUACGAGUGUCGGAUUGUAACUAACGCACGACAAGAGAUCAAGCACCUGAUCGACCUGAAGGUUACAGACUCAGAUCACACAGCUGGAAACAAGGAUGGAGGAAACAAAGAGGGAGGAAACAAGGAGGGAUUUCCUAGCAUCGUAGUUGGACUGUCAGUUAUUGGUGUGCUGCUUUUUGUUGUUGUUGUUUAUAUUUGUAGAAGAAAUAGAGUUCAUCAGAGCAUGAUUCAUACACACCUUAUAAUAACAGGUGACCCAGUGAGCUGAACAGCUAGUAAUUAUUGCAAAAUUCAGGGUUUUCGCUGAGGUCUUGAAAAGUCUAAAAUUUCAAAAUCAAAAUUUUAGGCCUUAAAAACUCUUAAAUUCGCUGAGGUUUGUGUUUUUAAAUAAUUUUAAACAGGUCUUAAUUUUCCUACAUCCACGUAACGCUACCUCUAAUGCGUGGUAGUAGUGACGCAUGCGUAGCAGAAGUAUAAACGGUUGGGAAAAACACUUUUUAAACCUUAUUUUGGGGCAAAGUCGUCAAACUUUUUCAGCAAUUUUUAUGAGAUUUUGCUGCUGAUUCCAUUCAUGUAGUUUUUAUGUCCCGGAGACCAUUAAAAGUGCAGUUCUGACUCAUUGUCGCCUGUGGCGAGUUCAGCACCUACAAAACAUGGCAAAAUGUUUUCAAUGGAAAAGGUGGUUCCCUGAACACCCUAUUGUGUAAACAAGCGCACUGCAUUUUCCUGCCUUUUUAAUGCCGUUGUGUUUACAAACUUGUUGCAGCUGAUUGGGUAACACCUGUGACACGGCCACCAAAAAGAGCUACAAUAUAGGACUGGAAAAGCACUAAAAUAGAUCUCCUUUAAGUUGUCAGGUCACUGCUCUGUCCUUUACACAUACUGUACAUCUUGAUAGUGAAAUUUAAAGGAAAAACAGUGGUGACGGUGAGGUUAGUAAAGCAAAUUAGGCUAACAAGGAGAUUAUUCUUUUGGAUUUUAAUGAACAAAUGAAGGCAAACAUGAACAAUCCUAUCUGUAAUGAUUCAUUAACCAGAUUUCCCCUAAGGCUGCGGCUCAAAAUGAGCACCAAGCUGUUUUGAGCAUCAGCACCUAAACUAUGAAUGAAAAAUCAAUGUGAAGAGCAUCAAAGCUAACCAAAUAACUUUUCCCAGAUGCAAUAUUAAUUCCUCCCCAGUAGACUUAUUUUGCAAGUUUAGCUUUUGGGGUGGAGUUAAUUCAAAAUUUGCUCUAGUUUUUCCAACUUAUUAUUCGCAGAUGUGGUAAUAAUAAUGGACUAAAAUGAAUUGCAUAUUUCUUUAUUGGAAAAAAGGAAAAUGUGUUUUCUUACAUACAUGUUGUAUUGGUGUUAUAUAUCCAGAGAUGAAGCACAGCCCACUUUGCAAGCGCAGAAAAAUUAGUUUGCUGCGACAAAUCCAUCAUUAAGGGAAACAACAAAAUGACUAUUCAGUAAUUUAAGUAAUCGCAAUGUUGCAGCCAUCACAUCGUUGGAGCUGAAACUAGACACGAUAACACUGAGGAACAGGUGGAAAUACCUUUAUUUUCUUAGAAUAUCAUGAGAGGACGGGACUGUCCCAGAGCAGCACAGCAGCUCCAGACAGCGACACUCACAGCUCUCCUGCUGCUACAGCUGACAUCACAACAACAGCAGGUCAUCAGCUAAGCUGUAUGUUCGCACAGCCCUAUUGUCACUGCUGUUUACAUUCUCCCCAGAGCAAAUCAAAAAAUGCACUGCAGAAUGUUCUGGGCGAAUGUCUAGACUUGAAAUUGUAGGCCUAUGUUUUGUUGGGUUUUGUUUACUUUGUAGGCCUAUAUUACCAUAUUUAGAUACACAUAUAAUUGCUUGAAGACGGUCCUUUUAUUAUUACCUGGAAUGUUAUUUAUGUUUGUUAGUUUUGUUCUAGUUUAAGGUUUUACCGUUUGCCUGAGCAGUCCCUGCCUCUAUGAGAAAAAGCAAAUUGAUAUUUACAUAUACAGUAUAUAUUAUAUACUGUGUAUUACAGAUAAUCAAUGCUUUAAGGGACACAAUUAGAAAUUAAGAACGACACAUGCCAAGGUAGUAUUAUUUACUUUUUAUCUUUCAUUGUUUUUUCUUGCACUGCCCAGAUGUAAGCAUACUACCUCAAAGGCUUAAUGGAUGUCACAAGAAGACAUUCACAGUGUUAACACUGAUUUAAAAAAAAGAACAAUUAUGUUUUUGUUCUUUCAACAGGCCUGCCGGACCUCGUAAAAUGUCAAUGUUCUGCAGCCAAAGCUUGUACAUUUAGUGCCAAUUGAAAUAAUGUAUAAUCUAUAUGUUGAAUAAAAUUUGACAUUGCAUUUAUAAA